CAGCCCGAGAGCAACGAGAUAUAGAGCAUAUAGAGCGGUAUAGAGCAAUUUAUGUUACUCUCUGAUUCAAUGGUCAUACUCGGAUAUUAAAACAUGGUGGAAGGCGGAACAGAGAGCCGCAAUAUAAUGGGAACUGCAGUGGAAAGGGCGAAACCACGCAUUUUGUUGACUGGACCUCCAGGUGUAGGUAAGACGACACUGGUCCAGAAAGUGUGUGACCUGUUACGAGGUACAGGCAUUCCUACAAAAGGAUUUUUUACUCAAGAGAUACGAAAUGGUAGAACACGCAUUGGCUUUGAUGUUGUCACGCUGGAUGGAAGAAGGGGUGCUCUUGCUAGACUGAAGGCUAGUGCUGGGGCAGAAUCGAAGUGUACAGUUGGUCAAUAUGCAGUGACUCCAAAGUCAUUUGAAAGCUUUGCUUUGCCAGUGUUCCCAACACAGCAAAACUUUGGAGGCAUCUUGGUAUUGGAUGAGAUCGGCCGAAUGGAGUUAUUCAGUGAUCGGUUCCGGCAGGAAGUUAAGAAAGCAUUCAGCAGUCCUUCCAUUUCAAUACUGGCCACCAUUCCAGCAAAACCUCUGUCUUUCACUGAAAGUCUAAGACAUAGCCCCAACACCACUGUCUUUAUGGUCAACCAGAGGAACAGGGAUGAUCUGGUUGUUCAGGUGUUUGAUAUGCUGACCAAAACAUGACCUCUCUUGUAAAACUAUUAAAAUCAUUAUGCUAAUGAGUGACCUUAUCAUACAUGUACAAAAAACCCUGACCCUAAUCUGUCAGUUCUGAGGGUUUCACUCAAGUAAUAAGGUGAAGGAAGAGGGGUGGCUGGAAUGUUUCUCCAUGAAACCAAUCUCAAAAGAGAACAUAACUACAAAUGCUUUGAGAACUGUACUCAGCACUGAACUGAACAUGCACUGUUUGUACACAAUUCAUCUUCUCAAGAAAUGUGAGGGAUUAAAUGAAGAAUAAAAAAGUAUAAAAUGCA
This is a messenger RNA of Cryptotermes secundus, 980 nucleotides long. Its product is annotated as cancer-related nucleoside-triphosphatase homolog. The transcript is spliced from 5 exons. Gene Ontology annotation, molecular function: ATP hydrolysis activity. NCBI's taxonomy places the organism in Eukaryota, Metazoa, Arthropoda, Insecta, Blattodea, Kalotermitidae. The record is from RefSeq and is a predicted model, not a curated record. The coding region runs from base 94 to 690 and encodes 198 amino acids.